Molecule: messenger RNA, 2571 nt
Organism: Marchantia polymorpha subsp. ruderalis
Lineage: Eukaryota; Viridiplantae; Streptophyta; Marchantiopsida; Marchantiales; Marchantiaceae
Source: the annotation of a GenBank genome assembly
GAUUCUAUUGGAUGUACAUGCCACGUCGUCGUGAGCAGCGCAGCGCGUAGGCAGCAGCAUGAGGCGACGAGGACGCUGCAGCCCAAUGCAGAUCUUCCACUCCUCGUCGGUCUGUCACUCUGUCGAUCCGCCUGUCUGUGCAUCUCGAGGGGCUAGAAAGCCGUCGGCAGGCGCUAAGAUUCCAGAGUAGUAGGAGGACGGGGAAUCCGCCCUCGAGAGACUACAGAAGGAAUAAAAGAGCUGGAGAAGAAGAAGAAGAAGAAGCAGAAGCAGAUUUUUUUUUGGAAAUUUGCUCUUCGCAGUUCUGGAUUUGUCGGACGUUGAGUGAUUUGAGUUUGCGACGGUCUGGUGUGUGUAAUUAGGAGCUUGAAGACUUGUUUUCUUGUGUGCUGGAUCCUGUGCGCCUUUGUGCACAUCCGACCGUCCUACUUCUUAAAGGUGAUGCUUCUUCGUGUCAUCUUCCUGUUUGUUUGCAGUUCCAAGGUCGAGUUGGGUGCGGAACGGAUGUGCUAGUGGGGAAUUCCUGAAUGUGCAGGGGAUUGGUUAUUGCGAUCUAGUGUUGUGAGAUUUAGGAGUGAUUUGGAGGAGAAUCACAGCUUCGUAGAGGUGUUAGGGCCAUUGUACUUGCAGAACGCGCUCUGCGAAGUUCAUUUGAGUCGGUGAGCUGAGGCAAAAUAGACGGUCAUAUAUCGCGAUGGAAACUUUAAGAGAGGAUUUGCAGCUCGAAAAGCACAGAGUUACAGCCACCUUCAGUCUUUCAGGGUUGCUGCAGUGGGAAACUGAGCAUUACAGCUUUCAUAAAGACAGCAAAGGCGCCCUUGAUAUUAAAAAUGAUGUCAUUGGUUUUAGCCGAGGUGGAUCCAGCAUUACUCUUCACACCUUCAAUCAAAAAUCUGUACAAUGUUGGGGAAGUGCCCAAAAGAGGGUAGAGCGCGAUGUAACCUUGGAGUUUAGAAGUAACGAGGCGUGCAAAGAUUGGUACAAUGCUAUGCAGCGUGUCUACGAUAAUUCAGGAAGGCCGCGUCGAUUACUGGUACUUGUAAAUCCUUUCGGUGGCAAGAAUCUUGGAAAGAAGGUUUUUGCGGAAGUCGUGGAACCUCUUUUUAAGAAAGCUGGAAUCGAAAUAACAAUGAAAGAAACUGAACAUCACAGUCAUGCCAAAGAACUAGCAAAGUCGGUUGAGUUAUCGAAAUACGAUGGGAUCGUAUGUGUAAGUGGUGAUGGUGUUCUUACAGAGGUUGUGAAUGGGUUAUUAGAACGAGCAGAUUGGGAGCAAGCAAUCCAGAUGCCUCUUGGCAUUAUUCCAGCAGGAACUGGAAAUGGGAUGGCAAAGUCUUUGCUAGAAUCUGGGAAUGAGUACUUUAACCAGGCUAACGCAGCCUUCGCCAUUAUUCGAGGAUGCAAGCAGACACUUGAUGUUGCCACAGUCGUGCAAGGGCAAGUCAAAUACCACAGCAUUUUGAUGUUGUCUUGGGGGUUUGUUGCGGAUGUGGAUUUCGAAUCUGAGAAGUUCAGGUCUCUGGGUGAUCUUCGUAUCGAUCUAUGGGCUGUUGUGCGAGUUCUGUGGCUGCGAGAGUACACCGGAAGCUUGGCUUACAUACCAGCGUCGGGAGCUGAGAAAGCCGGUGAACCUCUGACAGGUCAAGAGGCAACUAGUCUUCUUGAAAGAUCUGGAGAGAGCGAUACUGACAGGACAUGGCGGAAAGGCGGCUACUAUGGGCCGACGGCAUCUCCUCUGCAUUCAUCCGAAUGGCGCUCCAUAGAGGGAACAUUUAUCUACAUCUGGGCACAAAAUGUACCCUACGCCGCUGAAGAAGUCAUGCCUGCACCAAAAGCCAAGUUCAACGAUGGAUAUCUUGACUUGAUCGUUAUUCGGAAUUGCCCUCGAUGGAAGCUUGUCGGCAUCCUACUGGGUAUGAAGAACGGUCAACACAUCAAAUCUAAAUAUGUCCAGUAUAUCAAGGUGAAGGCCUUUCGCCUAGCCCCGGGGGGUAUAGUCGGAGGUAGAAUACAGGGUGGUUAUAUCGAUUUAGACGGGGAGGUGUUGGCAAGAGGGCAGGGUGCAUAUGGCGAUGGCAGCAACGAUCCUAUGCUUUAUGGACCCACCAUUGAUAUCACUGUCGAGAAAGGUCUGGCCACUAUCUUCGUGCCACCGCUGUCGUAGUGGAGCAUGCGAUCACGUGGAUUGUAACACUUGGUGCCGUCCAUCAGUUUUGUUCUCAACGUUCUAUACUUGACGUAGUGUGUAGUUUGUAUUAUGCAGUCUUGAUAGGGCUACACAAAGGUUUAUUCACUUGUAGCUCCUGUGAAUAGAAUGAAAACCAGUUUAGUUCAGUGCCUCAAUUCUUUUUCUUGCUCCACAUCACAGGGAUAAAAAACUGGUCUACAGAUUACUUAUCAAUCAGAUAUUUGUCUAGCUCAGAUAUAUCCAAGAUAGGCCAUGCGCUUCUAUACAGCUUUAUCUACUGAAGAAUCCUUGUCAGACGAGCAAAUGAUGUUUUCGGGACAUAUUCCGAAUUUAGGGUUGUAAAUUAUAGGGUGUAUUUAUCGAAUCAAUAUAUCCUCUUUUCA